GGUCACCUGACGUCAUUGUCAGCAUCUUGCUCAGCCAUUGCCAGCACAUUCAUAUGAUCGCAAACCCUGCCAGUCUACUGCGGUAUCACAGGUCUGUUGCGUCUUUCACCGGCAUCAGAAGAGCCUCUUUCCUGACUUUCAAAUAUCGUUUCCAUCAAUCCUCCUUCGCCAUGGGCGCUAACUCCAAGUCUGAAGACGAAUGGCGUGCCAUCUUGUCUCCAGAACAGUUUAGAAUUCUCCGUCAGAAGGGAACAGAGGCACCCGACACAGGGAACUACAAUCACCAUGACGCGCCAGGCGUGUACGCCUGUACUGGCUGUGGGACUCCACUAUACAAGAGCAGCACGAAGUUUAACAGCGGCUGCGGAUGGCCCGCUUUCUUUGAUGCGAUCCCUGGUGCCGUUAGUAGGCAUCAAGAUCGGUCAAUGUUUAUGACUAGGAUAGAGAUUACCUGUACCGCAUGCGGUGGCCAUCUCGGGCAUGUGUUCAAGGGAGAAGGAUUCGAUACGCCAACCGACGAACGACACUGCGUGAAUUCCGUCUCGCUGAACUUUAAGGAGGAAUAAAGUUUUGGUUGUAUGAAUAUCAUUAUAAUUUAGAUACAAUAUGUAGCAUUGGCCGGUGAUGCGUUGUCGAUUAUGAAAUUGAGCUUAUUCAGUAUCUCACCUGAGGAAGAGGACAUUAACAAUAGUUGAAUG
Molecule: messenger RNA, 698 nt
Organism: Suillus subaureus
Lineage: Eukaryota; Fungi; Basidiomycota; Agaricomycetes; Boletales; Suillaceae
Product: SelR domain-containing protein
Exons: 4
Coding region: 54-566 (170 amino acids)
Biological process (GO): response to oxidative stress; protein repair
Molecular function (GO): peptide-methionine (R)-S-oxide reductase activity
Source: RefSeq, a predicted model, not a curated record